Molecule: messenger RNA, 593 nt
Organism: Stegodyphus dumicola
Lineage: Eukaryota; Metazoa; Arthropoda; Arachnida; Araneae; Eresidae
Product: crustacean hyperglycemic hormone-like
Biological process (GO): circadian rhythm
Cellular component (GO): extracellular region
Molecular function (GO): neuropeptide hormone activity
Source: RefSeq, a predicted model, not a curated record
UAAAGGACAGGAAAGGGAUCAAAUCAUCCAUAUAGCUCUUAAUCUAGCCAAUAUCAAGAUUACCUUCGCUCUCUUGGUGGAUUCUGCACUCAACUUCGAAAUGAUUCGUGUUCUCGGUCUUCUGACUUUUCUGACGAUGAUAGUCAACCUUCAUGCCUAUCCGCCAUCAUUCUUCAAGUAUAUAGCUCUAGGAUGCAGAGGGGAGCAAAAUAUACAGAAUUUGGCCCGUUUGGAUCGUCUGUGUGAAGAGUGUUCCAACAUUGUCAGACAGCAAGAGGUUCUCGUAGAUUGCAGGGCAAAGUGCUUUGCAAAUCCACUGUUUGUAAGCUGCGUAGAAACACUUGUUGAACGGCACCUCCAACAUGAAGUUCUGGCAAUAGCUGAGGAAAUAGAAGCCUCCUCUAAGAAGAAAUCUUGGGAAGAGCAGAAGAUAUACAAUUGAUAAUCUUCCAACUUACAACUGAUGAUGCACAACUUACGAUGCAUUCUUGCCCUUCACUCUACAGCUAAGGAAAAUGAGGACCAUGAAAACAUUAUUUUGCAUUUGAACAUACAAAUCCGAUGACCAAAAAAAAAAAAAAAAAAAAAAAAAA